Molecule: messenger RNA, 6205 nt
Organism: Glossina fuscipes
Lineage: Eukaryota; Metazoa; Arthropoda; Insecta; Diptera; Glossinidae
Gene: Larp4B
Product: la-related protein Larp4B
Biological process (GO): positive regulation of translation
Cellular component (GO): cytoplasmic stress granule; cytosol
Molecular function (GO): mRNA 3'-UTR binding
Source: RefSeq, a predicted model, not a curated record
GUAAAAAGAGAAAGAAAAAUAUAUAAAAAUAAUGUAAAAGAAGAGCUGUGAAUCAAAGAAACAAAGAAAACAAUUCGGAAAAUUUGCUAAUGCACAGUCGAUAGACCCAGAAAAAAAAAUAAAGUGAAAAAACUAAUGAAUAUUAAUAAAUUAAUAUUACUUUAUAUAUAACGUGAAUCAAAGAAUUUUGUAAAGAUUUACUUCCUGAUGAUAUAAAUAUAAUUGAUUAAAACAUGAAAUAGAAAUCUCCGUACGAAGAAAAAAAAAAACGACAACUUGUAAAGAUUAUGGUAUAAUUGUUUUAUAUUUUUAGUUAAAUUACUGUGCAAAGUAUAUUAUAAGAGAAAGAAAAAUACGCUUAAUAAAAAAAAUCACGUUAUAUUGUAAAACAAAAGGAUAUGUACGUCGAGCGUACAUACGCCUGCUGUCAUCGAUCAUCCAACGGGAGUAAUUUUCCGUAUUGUAAGAGUGGAGAGAUCUAAGUUCAAAAGCAUUUUCAACUUCGCGAAAAUUUCACAACGUUUUCUACGCAUACAACGUUUGUUAUUUCUUCCCUCAAUUUCGGGAUUAUUUGCAACAAUUGUUUAUCAAAUCAAAACAAAUAUAUAUAUAUAUUUUUUCUUAAUUAAUUAAAUUAAAUAAAAGACAACGACAAAAUGGAAUACUAUUUGGGAGGUUAUGUUUAUAUGAAUGGCGAUGCAGUGAAAAUACAACCACCUGUUGCCACCACCGUCUAUACGAAUGUUCCUGUUGAUACGGCAAUGCUAGCGACCAAUCUGUAUGGUCCGACAACACAAUUAGCAGCUCCGGCAGCGACCCAUAUCCCCUUGAUAGCGACCGCAGGACCUCAACCGCCACAUCCACAGGCAUUGCAAGUGGCCACAGCACCCGCUCAACAUCAACAACUGAUAACACACACUCACAGUCAUACGGCCGCCGCACCACACACGCAACAACCUACUUUGCAAAGUAUACAGUCAGCAGCAGUGGCUGCAGCCGCUUCCCAAAACACUCAUCAGGUACAAGGUCAUCCUCAGCAGGCUCAUUUGCAGUUUGCUCAUCAAACACAAAUUGCCACCGGUGCCGGUGCUGGCGGUGCAACUGUUACAACCACAACGAUUGAUAACACCGAAUACGCAGUCAUGAAUGGCGCCAUAACUCAAGACGGCACUGUCGUCUGUUAUAGUCAAGAGGAAUUGCCAGUGGGUAUGGGCGGUAUGAGCGGAACGGUAGCGAAUUUGGUUGCUGUUGAGCAAAUGUCUGGUACAGCUGGUACAACAGCCCACAAUCCCCAUGCUCAACACCACGUGAUUAUGACUAAUGGACCGCCGCCAAGUGCGGCCCAACAACAGUCACAGCAACAGCAUGCUAGUGGCGGUAACAACAACAACACCACCAAUAAUAAUAAUCAUAACAGUAGUAACAGUAGCAGUAACAAUAAUAGUUCAACUAACGCUGUUAAUCAUAUGGGCGAUAAUAAUAAUGGUCUAACGCUGGAUCAACUCAAGCAAAUGCUGGCCACACAACUAGAAUAUUACUUUUCUAGAGAGAAUUUAGCAAAUGAUACUUAUCUUCUAUCUCAAAUGGACAGUGAUCAGUAUGUGCCCAUAUGGACAGUGGCCAAUUUUAACCUUGUUAAGAAACUAACAAAGGAUAUAAAACUUAUAACUGAAGUUCUUAGGGAAUCGCCCAAUGUGCAAGUCGAUGAGGAAGGUCUGCGUGUGAGGCCCAAUCAUAAACGUUGCAUAAUAAUAUUACGUGAAAUUCCUGAUAAAACUCCAGUUGAAGAAGUGAAGAAUAUUUUCAACAAUGAAAACUGCCCACGUGCUAUAUCAUGUGAAUUUGCUGGGAAUAAUUCAUGGUACGUUACAUUCGAAUCCGAUGAGGAUGCACAAAAGGCCUUUAAAUAUUUGAGGGAAGAUGUUAAAGAGUUCCAGGGUAAACCUAUAAUGGCUCGUAUGAAAGCUAAGCCAUUUAUAAACAGAAUACCUAUUGCUCCUGUAACGGCUUUGAAGAAUGGUUAUCGUUUGGCUUCACCGUCUGCUGCCGUCUAUGAUCCCAACGCAGCUGCAGCAGCUGCAGUGGCCUAUAGCACACCACCUCAACGUUUUGUUUACACAACAAAUGGUGCUGCAAUGGCACAAGCUCCCGUCCCUUAUAACAAUCAAGUUCAUCUGAUACCAUUCCAACAGCAGCAGUUCUAUCCGGGCAUUGUAGCAACUGCUCCUUGGCCGACAGCAACAGCGGCUGCAGUUGCUGCCGCAGCUACCACAGCUCAUGGACAAAAUUUUUAUGAAAUCGGAAAUGUGUUUGCCGCCAAUGGCCUAGCUCCACAAGCAGUACCUGCCUAUGCUGCAACAGCACCGCCCCCCACUGCUAGUUCACUGUCGGGUAGCACAAAACCGCAAAGCAGUGGUGGCGGCAAUCGGUACGGAAACAGCCACCGUAAUAAUGCUGGGAAUUCGGGAGGUGGUAGCGGUGGUCAUCGUAAACAACCCCGCAAUAACAAUAUUCAACAACUGCAACAAACUCAGCCUCUGUACACUUACACUGGUAGCAAUAUAAUUGUUUCCAGUGUAAGUGUAGGCGGAACAGCCGGCCUUGUUAGUGUGGUACCUGCCGCGAUCGUCGAUUCUCAUCAACAACAGGCUGCGCAGCAGCAUCAAAUGCAACAACCACCAAAUCAACAAACGACUUCAAGUCAACAACAGCAAACCUCACAGCAAACCAGUAACUCGAGCAGACACUAUUCGAGUAUGAAGCCAAAUACUGGCGGUAUACCCAAAUCGUCUUUGGAUAAACCAUACGGCGGGGGUAGCAAUACAAGUAGCAGUAUGAAUACUCAUCAUCAUUAUGGAACACAAACUCAAACCUCGAUCACAUCCCACCACCAUGCACAAAGUCAACAGCAACAACAACAACAGCAACAACAAAUGUCGGCUGGUGGUAGUGGUGGUAGUGCGGGCAACGCAGCACACAUACAACAAACUCACUAUCAAAUGCCUUCCUCGAACACAACUGGAACAAUGCAACAUGCUUCCUAUGGUCAUAGUACCCCAACGGUAUCGGCCCAACAACACCACCAUCACCAGCAACAACAGCAGCAAUCACAGCAACAGCAAAUUCAUCAUCAACAGGCAGUGCCUCAACAAAAUGAUUUGCAAGAUGAUUUAGUGGGUGGCGGGGUCGGUAGUGCUAACGAUAUCAUGCCAUCAUCACAGACGCAGCAUGUAUCGCACAGUGGUCACCAUCAGCACCCACGCAACAACAUAAGCGCAACGACGUCAUCUUUGGUUACUUCUGUUGGCGUAGGCAGUAAUGGUGGUGGUGGUGGUGUUGGCAGUGGGAUAGGCAAAGAACCACCCCAUUGGACCCAGUCGCGUCCUCGUCGUCGUAGACGCGACGACGAUAACAGUGGUAUGACGUACUCCCCCAGUAAUCGCGUUGGCGGUGGUGGGGGAGGCGGCGGUGCGCAAUCAUAUAAUGCAACACAUCAUUCACAACAGCAGUCUGGCGGCACCGGAGGCAGUGCAGGAGGUGGAGGUAUGUCAACAUCUGGCGGUGGUGGUCACCACCAUUCAAGCCGCAGCGGUGGUGAUAUGAGUAGUCAUCAUAAUUCACAUCGUGGAGAUAACGAACACCGUGGGAACUACAAAGGCAACAAUUACAAUCCACAUUAUAAUAGUGGCGGUGGUGGCAGUGGUGGCUCUCAUCACCAUUCGUCUUCAACAGCUAGCUCGUCCCAUCAUGGUCAUGGUCAUCAUCAUAAUAACACUGGCACAUCUUCAGGUACAUCUAAUCAACAACACUAUUCGUCUACGUCAACGCACCAUCCUAUGUCUUCUUCUUCUUCGCAUCAUUCAUAUCAUCACCAUUAUCAUCACAACAGUGAAGGACGUGUUGGUGGUGAUGGUAAUCGGAGCAUAGAAGGUCGUAACAGCAGUGGUGGCGGUGGUAGCGGUGGUGGUGGUGGUGGUGGUGGUUGUUGUGAUGAUAGUGAACCACCGCCGCCGCCACCGCUGCCACCACAAUUCGAUCUGGAAGCAGCCGCCUUUCCACCACUGCCAGCCACUUCAUCAUCGGUGACUGCUAAUAGUGUUGUAUCAACUGGUGGUUCUAAUAACAAGCAAACUGCCCAAACCAUGCAGCAAGUGAGUUCAAAUGAUGCUACAACAUCUGCCAAUAGCAUGAAUAUCAACAGCAAUAACCUUAACAGCAAUAAUAACAAUAGUGGCGACCAGCAGCAGCAACAACAACAACAUCAUCACCAUCAGCAACAACAGCAGCAGCAGCAGCAGCAGCAGCAGACACACGGACACCAACUGCAACAAUCAAAAAACGUUAAUAGUCAACCUUAUCAUCAUCAACAGGUGCAAACACAACAACAGCAACAACAUCAUCAUCAUCACCAUCAGCAGCAACAUCCACAACAGCACCAUCAGCAGCCACAUCACCAACAGAGCUCAAAUAGUAACAAUUCCUUGCAACAACAAACUAAUAGUUCCUCAGGCGGUGCAGUCACAUGUAUUUCGGGAAAUAGUAACGCCCCCAGUUGGUCUGAGAAUCGAUUAGCUGAUGUUGUGCGCAGUGGUGGAUUUGGAGCAGGAAAAAUUAAAUCACGUAAAGAUUCCAGCCACAAUAAUAAACAACAACAAACGCAAUAUAUUUAUCAACAGCAACCACAACAACAACGGGGUAGUACAGCUGUUAGUCCAAUUUCCAACAUGCCCACCAACACUAUAAUAACAAAUAAUGCACCCGCCAUAGAAAUCAUUAGCCAAGAUGAUCACAAACGUGAUCAAGGUGGCAUCAGUAAUAAUAUUAGCAACAAGUCGUUGAUAAAUAAGCAAAAUUCAAGUAGUAACAAUUCUGCAUCUGUGAUAAAGUGUGUAACACAUACAAUAAAUAAUAACAUAAUUAACAACAGCAAAACAAGCAACAAUGUUGCAGCAUCGUUUCAUGCCGGUAGUGACGUUGGCGCUGGCAAUGUCAAUCAUCCCAAUGAAAAAAUUAACAAGACUGAAGAAAUGAUGUAUACCGUGGAUAAUACUAAUAAUACAGUACCUACUGUUUUAACGGGUGGUUGUGGUGGUGUAGGUCAUAUUUUGAAAAACUACAGUGCCAGUACUGAGACAAGUAUGAAUGCUAAAGGUAAUAAUGCAGUUGCUCCAGCAACUGUAAGCUCUACCUGUAGUGUCGCCACAAUGACCACAAACCUUGCCGAAUGUAGUCUGAAUAAUCAUAAAAAACCACCCGCCAUUGCAGCUCUAAUUGCCAAAAAAGAAACGCCAAAAGAUGCUAGUAAGCAAAAAAAUGCCUCCACGUCAACCAGCUCAACUUCCACAGAGAAUUUGGCUGCUGUUGUUGUGAUGACACCGCCCACAAAUGCUAUAACUAAUACUUUAAAUGCCUGUAAUUCAUCGGCAGCUUCCAGACUGAGCUAUGCUCAAGUGGCUCAGCGUAAAGAUGAAAACGCAGCUGCUUCCACGCUGGCUACUCUAUCAUCACCUGUCGCUGUGAACAAAUAUGAAAUGGCCUCUCAACCCGCUCUUAACUGUAACAAAAAUGAUCAACUUAACACGGCCACUAUUGAAAAGAUUAUUAGCGCAAAUGCAACCGCAUCUACUGUAGGAAGUGGUACAAAUAGUAACGCCUCUGUGUCUGUGUCUGUGUCUACAUCGUCAAAUUUAGGAGCUGUGAGUAGUAGUGUCAGCAACAGCGUUACAUUGCGUACUGACAUUUCCAAAGAUAAAGAUGUAUCGUGUGAGAAUCGUCAGAGCACUGGAAGUAAUGCUAGUGUUGGUGGUAGUGUGAAUAGUAGUAGUAAUAAUGUUAUAACUGCAAAUGCCUGUUCAGUAACAACACGUAAUCGUGUUGAUGCCAAAGACUUUAAAGUUGGUCAUACACGCGAGCGUGUUGACACCAGUGAAAGCAGUAACAGUAGCUCUGCCAAUGGUGGGGGCAGUGCGCGAAAAACUAAUAGAACUAAUAAUACUAACUAAGGGAAGAAUUCGAUAAUUUGAUAUUCUCUCCACCCACUAUAAAAACAGGUCCUCAUUAUAUGACAUAUUUAGAUGAGAAAAGUGCAAAAGAAAAAAAAAAAAAAAAAAAAAAAAAAAAUAGCCGAAUUAAAACAAAUAUUGUAUAAAGUAGAUGAUGACAUAAAGCGAAAGAAUGAAUGUCGACGCAAAAGAAAAAAAAAAAA